AGACUCGAUUUGGGCGUGAAAAAUUAAUGAUGUUGAAUACUUUAGUAAUUAAACCGAAAAUCUAGUAUAUUGGGAAUACAAUAGUAUUUCAAAUUACGAACAACUAUAUUAUAGUAUCAUGGAAAUCGUGAAAAAACGAACAAUCGAGAAGGUUCGGAAAGUUUGUCCUUUAGCCAGUUCAAUUAUGUUUUUCCACUGGGAUCACAAACAGUAGGGGGGUGUGAUCAGAAAUGGAAAUUUUCCGUUCGAUAGUCCUUUUUAUUAUCAAUCUUUAAUAGUCAGUGUUAAUUUGAUUAUCCAGCCAAGCUGAUGGAAGACGUAAUUAUUGUGUGUGACAUCUUAAACCAACACUACGGUGUUUAUGUCUAGUGUAAUUGGUAUCUCGAUGAACAAUUGUGUGCAUAAUUGAUGGGAAAGCUUUAUGUUGCAUAAAAGUGCAGUAUAUGUCAGAAUGCAGAUUUUUUAUACUAUCGACCUUAGAUGUUUCCCUGGACUGUGUGAUAGAACAUGCCUGAUAAGCAGUCGACCGGGGUUCGAUUCUCAACUGGCGUACAUAGGAUACUGACACGAAAGAGGUUGAAGCUACUUACCGUCAAGGCUAAGUGAACUAUCAGCUAGUUAAAAGAAUUGAUAUUUGCACCUAUGACAAAACCAGAAAGUGAUGUCGCAAAGAAAGCGAUGGUAGCUGAGCAAACAAUUUAUCUGAAUCCAAGUGAAAGAAAAAAUAUUAUUCAAGAAAUGUCAAAUUAAAGCUACCGCGUAGAAUAGCGUAACAUGCGAGAAGCUUUCCCAGGUCUUCCAUUCUAUAGUAACGUUUUAGACGAGAACCUAUCGCCAGUGUCUAUACAAGAUUCCACCGUACAGAAAAUCAGCUUGUCGGAAGAGCCAAGAGAGCAUUCCGCAUCGCCACCAUUACCGAUAUCCUUAGAAAACAAUAAUAGUCUAAAAUACCAGUCUACAACAUCGUGCAAACAGGAGUCAAUAGUAGUCAUCACUGAAAAGAUUAUAAUUUAUCGCGAGUGUGAAACAAUUAAGGAGACAUUGGUGGAUAACUAUACAGAGAAGAAUGCUAUAUUUGAUACUGACAGCCCACAAGGCAACAUUGGCAAUUUGCCACCAGCAGUCAUCUCAGCAUCACCGUUAACAACGGGAUCAACAGGAGUAACAACGGCCAACCCAGAGGAACUAGUAUUGUCCACUAUUGCGGCAGUGUCUGGUGGGCCUGGAGGAAGCAGCAAUGCCAAUCCAACAUCGAUCAUAGUCAAUGUGUCCACAGCUCCGGCCUUUGGGGAGCUAGAGGAGUUACAGAGCAUCUUACAUUUUCCAGAGGAAGUCGCGCUGCGGAUCACUGACACCGAGUAUCAAUUAUUCUAUCAGGUAUCACCAAACGAUUUCAUCGAUUACUCCAUCUACGACCUGCAGCAAGAGCUUAUUCUGAAUUAUGCAACGAUGGGCAUCCCCUUAUUUUCUGAUCCCAUGACUAGUGCCAGUAGUAGCGGUGAUAAUAACAGUACUAGAGAUUUUUAUGAACAAAUAAAAACAACAGCAGAAAAAACUAGCAACGUUAGCCCUGGCGUGACCUGUUCAAAGUCUCCAAGUGGGUUCGCGACCAAGCUGGAUUUAAUACGUAAACGAUUUGAUGAGACUAGCGCGUGGACCAAUUAUUUUGUAUUGUCACAAAAUACACAAGAUGAGCGAAAAGCGGCCUUUGCAUGUCUGUUGCGUGUUGCGAUUUCAUGUUGGAAUAUCGGAAAUUUCAAUGGUGCUAAAGAAAUAGUGGAUGGUCUGAAAUCCGUUAAAAAAGAAUUCAUUUGGACAUCAGCUACGGAUCGAAGUAGAAAUUCGGUGUACGAGUUUCUCACAACUGUUUUCGACACCAUCGAGUACAAUAAUGCACUUGCAAGAGCAUUGGCAAUUCCUACGUGUCGAACCAUACCUUACUACAAAAACCACGUCCACGACAUCAAGUGCUUAAUACGAACAGUAACAGAUUCACAGCAGAACCAGAGUCAAGUUGACAAGUAUUACCUAGGUGAUGCGAAACCGUUGCCUCAAGUUGAUAAUGUAUUACUGCAGAGGCUGAUGCAAGUCACACUACCAUUAACUUAUCCAGCAUCGAUAGUCACACCAACGACGGCAGUUCCAGCGGAUACAUCGGUGGAGCCAACAAAGAUGCCUGAUCCGCAGUAUGAACCGGAAAUAGUUCCUUUGGCUGAUGAGAUAUACGCAAAAGUGUUGCCGGCUUUUAAUACAGUGACUGCGUUCAUGGACCAUCAUGAUAAUUUGUGUCGUGAUUCUCCUCAUAGUCUGUUGGAUUUUCUCAGAUCUGCUGCUAAUAGUCCUAGACAAACUAAGAUACCAUUAUAUCAGCCGUCAAACCUUCAAGAAUUGGAAGAAGAUUACGAGGUUGAAAUUGGAAGCUACAAUCCUGUGCAGCCAUUGUUCUUCGAUCAUGGAGUCAGUAUCGUUCACUUAUCGGCUCGUAAAACGAACGCUGUUGAUCAUCACUUACUGCAGAUUCUACAUCACGGUACGACAGCUGUACUUUGGGAACCAGAAGUUCCAGCGGAUCGAUCAGCUUAUGUAUUUUUGCGCCUGGAGCGUUCUUGCUCCUAUAUUUCCUGGCAACGGGCCGCCUGGCGCAGAAUUAAAUCUUUACAAGAAUUCAACCCAAUUCAAAAUCCAGAAGAGAGUGUGGCAUGGCAGUUUGCAUCACGUUAUUCAACGAACUCCGGUGAUUUGGAGGCCCAGUGUCAGAAUUUGGAAGAAGGCACAUUAGAUCUUGGAACGAUUAAAGAUAUUACAAUGGGUUCCCGCAACCACGAGUACGAUUCCGAAAUUCUUGCGGCGGGCAAGCGAUUCGGCCUGACUCAUGUAGAAUGUUGUGUUUCACUGUUGUAUGGAAGCUCUGCUAGUGAGAAUCGAAUUCUGUGCAUUCUAUGCCCCCCGAUGUUAUGUCGUACAUGGUACGUUGGUCUACACUGGAUGCUGCGGGGGCUUCGACGGCAACAGAGCUUAAUUGACAGAUCGAUGCUUUGGUUAAAAGAACUCUACAUUAAUCUUUAUUUUGAAGAGGGAAUAUGUAGUGAACCAACGGUGGCCGACGCCAUUAAAGCAUUCGGUGGUCAACUUUACCUGUCUUCCAUUAAGUCUCAAUCAGGGAAGCAUAUCAACGAUUCAGCGCCCGAGCUGGCGGCGUCUGUUACAACAACAAUAUCAAACAAAAAAGACUCUUGCACAAAGAUUCGCAAGAAACGUUCGGUUGCGAAUUUGCUAAACCAAAAUAAUGUUAACAGCCAUAGUAGUCCUAUGAUAGAGCAUGGUAUGAGUGAAAUGGAGAAGAUGCGUACGUUCGAACGACGAAAGGAACGUAAUGGUUCACAUGAUCAGCUCUGGCAAAAUAUGAAGAAUUUGCGGAUAGGAUCAGUAACACACGAUACACAGUUGGAUUUCCUUAGCUUUGUUUCGCUCUAUAGGUCUUUCAGCAUACUUACAAGACCUGAUCUUCGAGAUAUUUUCAAUCAGUUGGCGGUGGCGUCGGUUUGUCGGACGUUGUUGAAUGGCGAGAAAAGUAGGAGCGCUCCUGAACUCUCUGAAGCCGCAGUUAAACGAAAAAUUGGACUUCUCACACGUAAUUGUUCACUGGAUUUGGAUUUAUCGGACAAAAAGCAUACCCGUAAAAAACACUUUGAUGCUAUUGCAGCGGCCUGUAUCGAUGUUGGCAAUGAUUUUCUGUCGUGUAACAAUAAGGUGAUUACAAUGUCAACGCUUAAAAAGUUUCUAGAAAAUCGACAGAUGGAGCUGUUGAGCGAUGAAGACGUGAAAGCAAUUAUACAGCGUCACGAGCCGGAAGCUGUGCAUCGCAUCGAAAAUUGUAUGAGCUUUGAAGGGUUUGCUCGGUAUAUGAUAGACAAAAAUAAUUAUGCAUUCCUUAGCGAACUUAUGCCUGAAAGUUCAUAUAUGAAUUUGCCUCUUUCGCAAUAUUACAUUGCAUCAUCACACAACACCUAUCUCACCGGUCACCAAUUAAAAGGCGAAAGUUCGGUAGAACUAUACAGUCAAGUGCUACUUACAGGUGCACGAUGUGUCGAAUUGGACUGCUGGGAUGGAGAUGAUGGUACGCCAGUUAUUUACCACGGUCAUACAUUCACUACUAAAAUCCCCUUUCGGGCUGUCGUGGAAGCAAUAAACAAAUCGGCGUUCGUGCAGUCUGUUUACCCAGUGAUUCUUUCAAUAGAAAAUCAUUGUUCGGUUGCUCAGCAGCAACGAAUGGCAAACAUUUUUCAGUCUAUCUUUGGUGAGAAACUGGUGACUAAUUUUCUCUUUGACCAAGAUUACAUGGAUGAUCCUCUUCUGCCUUCCCCGCUGUCACUGAAGUAUAAAAUACUCAUCAAAAACAAAAAGCUGGUUGUAGAAGUUCCGGCUACUUUAUCAACUGGUUUGACUCGUCAAAAUACAUAUAAACAGUCGAAUUUGCCAAGCAGAGCAAGCUCUAUUAUAUCAAAUACUAGUGGAAGCUCAUUGAACGAAGAAUUUAGUGACGAUGAGUAUGAAGAUGAUGAUGACUUCGACAAUAUUGAUGAAAAAACAUAUCACACAAACUGGGGAUCAAUAGAGGAUAAGUCUAGACAUAGUGUGUCGCACGCAAAUAUUUCGACUCCAACCAAACAACAACCCGUGCAGCUGCAGCACCAGUUUUUCCAGCAGCAAUAUCACCACCACCAGCAGGACGAUCGAUCUCGCAAGCGAAGCAAUCAGAUAGCUCGUGAGCUAUCGGAUUUAGUAAUCUACAUCCAAGCAAUAAAAUACCGCGGCCUCAAUCCAUACAGUCCCCAUAAUUCAAUACGUGCCAAUCCAAGACAUCUACUCAAGACCAGCGGAAGCGUGGUAACUGUCGGUAGUAUUCUGAAAAACAGUUCAGGCGAUACCCUGAGCUUGCCAUCAUCUGGUCAUUUAUCAGAUCGCUCAGAUAUACUUUCGCUAAACUACGAUUCGUCUAGUAUUAGUGGAAGCGAGAGUCAUUUGCUACCAUCAACGCGGACACGUACCAUGCCCAAUGCUAAUCAUCCAUGCUACCAGUGUUCAUCGUUGAAUGAAGCUAGCGCUAAAAAACUAUGUCGAAAGGAUCCUCUGGGACUAAUUGCCCAUACAGAAACACAACUGAUGCGAACAUAUCCCGCCGGUCUUAGAAUAGAUUCCUCAAAUUUCAAUCCAGUAUUUUUUUGGUCAUUUGGAUUUCAGAUGGUGGCACUAAACUAUCAAACUGAAGACAUGCCCAUGCAUAUCAACAAAGCAAUGUUUGAGGAGAACAAUAGUUGCGGGUACGUUCGGAAACCAGAUGUGCUCUGGAAUAGAUCUCAUCUGAUGUACAGAAGGUUCAAUCCUUUCGAAAAAGAGUUCGAUGGAUUGCACGUGACACAAUUAGUGAUAAAUAUUGUUUCGGGUCAAUAUUUAAAUCAUGUAACGGGUGGUGCAAGUAUUCACGUGGAAAUAGAAUUACUGGGUAUUCCGAUUGAUUAUGGAAGGAGGAAAACGAAACCCACCCGGCUCCAUCUCUUCAAUCCAGUAUGGAAUGAAACGUUCUUUUUCAAAAUAAUGUUUCAUGAUUUAGCAUUUCUCAAAUUCACUGUUUAUGAAUCGGAAUCGGUUGUAGUUGCUCAAAGGGUAAUAUCCCUUAAAUGUUUUCGACCCGGAUAUCGACAUGUGCGCCUUAGGUCUCCAACGAACCAGCCGCUAAAUAUGGCAUCUUUGUUUGUAUAUACGCGCGUGGAGGAGGAAGGUUUAGAUCGAUCGUAUGGUGAAAUAGAUGAACAGUACCUUCAGCAAACUCGAUUAGCCAAUCGGAAAGAUUUCUUAGACGAAGGGGAGCCUCAUCUAGAGAGUAAAGUUCCACUACUGAAGCGAAAGACAUUUUUCUGCACCGUUUACGAUGCUGUACCAAAUAACCCUUUCACAAUUCUUAAAAUUACCCAAGAAUGCACAACGAAAGACGUACUCACGAUGGUGUUGCAAAAGAUGAACAAGCCACGAACGGAUAUCACAAACUAUAUUUUAAUAGAAGAAGUAUACACGGGCUGGGAGAAAAAAGACAAAAGACAUCCGCCGACGCAGCGUGUUUUGGAUAUGACAGAGAAACCGUUGCAAGCUCAAGCCUGCUGGAAAGGCGAUGGACGUUUUAUAUUGAAACGAAUAGGCAAUGACCCAAGCAGCCGUGCCUGGGUUACAUCCAUCAGGCGAACAACGGAAGCUAGAAGAGCGUCAAUAGCCACAACAACAUGCGGGAGUGAAACAACAUCUGGCCAGGAACCAGGAACAACAGCCGAUGAUCCACUUGCACUGGAAAAUGUCGAUAAUUUUCUCGUAUGCGUAUUCAAUGUAUCGCAUGAUAUACCAUAUGCGAUCUUGAGAGUACCUAUGAAAUCGACGGCACAGGAUGUACUAGCCCAGGCUCUAUUGAAAGCACGUCGAUUAGAUAACCCCAACAACUUCGUGUUAGUAGAAGAAUUAAAUUACAGUAACAAAAGCAAUGAUACAAUGCAGCGAAUAUUGAUGGACGAUGAAAACGUUCACAUGACCCAGGCAAACUGGAAAUCGAUAGGACGCUUUGUUAUCCACGAGCGAAACCAACUCACCCCAUCUACAAUUCGCAAAACAAUCCUGCCUAUAGAGAAGAUCAGUCGUGGCUUCAGUAUCAGUCGCGGCUCGUCAUCUUCAUCAACAUCAGUCCACUCACUCGCAUCAAAAUCGCCUAUUCAGGUCGCGCUCAGCGAUCCAACUACAUCGAGAAUAAAAUGUCGGUCCGCUGAGACGUCGUCUUAUGCAGUCAAAGCGAGACAUUCGCACUCCGGAUCGGGAUCAGGUGGUUCUGGAGGAAGUUCAGGAGAGCGACACAAGUACACUUCAGAGAAAGAUACGUCAUUCUCAAGUAACUCAAGUAGCAGUAAUGCCACAUCGAAGUCAGUAAAUCGACGGGAAGUACAUUCCGAAGGGGAAACACUUAGUGACGAUGAGGCCAAGGAGAGUGAUAUUCUUUCGACUAUGUCACGGUUUAAGCGUAUGUCGAUAAAGAAACUUAAAUCGUGGAAAUCUUAAACACCUGUAAAUGUCCGUUGAUACUUCCCGGAAUAUUUUUAUCAUCACGGUAAACGAUUAAUGAUUUUAAUCAGAAAUAUCGCAUUAGGUAGAUUAUCGAUUCUGAACAAUUCUAAUCAGGCAUAGAUCAAGUACCAUAGAUAGUAAUGGUUGAACAAGUAAUGAGAUCACUAGUAAUGCUUGCAUUAUGAAUAUACAUUGUUGCAUAAAUUAAUUGCUUGUACAUUCAAUCACAUUUAAUCGACAUAAUUUGCUCUUUCAAAAAAGCACUUUCUUGAGUUAGAUCAAAACCUAGUGACAAAUUGUUUAGAAAAAAAACAACCCACACAGCUGUGUUUCAAUUAGACGAUAUUAUGGUUUUAUUCAUCUAUUUCAUAAAUGUGAAUAAAUUCAUUGUCAAAAUCUGAAAAUGACCAAUUUUUUGGUGGUAUUGCAGAGUGAUGAGUGAUAAGCAAAAAGAUAAACAUUUAUUAUUGGCCAUUUUUUCUCAAGGUCAUGUUACGGUUUGUUUGCUUAAGGUCGAAUUUAAGAAAUGAUUAUGUAUGGAUGGUUGUCUUCUUUGCUUAUCAGUGAUAAGUUAUCACUCCAGUGAGCCAUUUUUCCAAUUCUACAAAGCUGUUUAAAAAAUGACAAUAGAAUCUAGUGUAGUUUGCCUAUUUUCGUUGAUAUCACACUUCAAUAUAUACCAGGAAACAUACAGAGUCAUAGAUCACGAAUAAUGUGAAGAAGAUCAGAUUAUGUGUCAAUGGCUGAUUAAGUAUAGCAGCUAAGGAAUAUUGGUCCGGGUACUGGUGGUACGAUCGGGUGUGAUCAAAUUCAUCUAAUUGAUUAAUUCAUUGAAAACAUUAAGGUAGUCUCAAAGUAAAUAGAAUUUGUAUACGCCAAAGAAAAGUUUGCUUUUGUUGAGAUCAACGACGUGCGAUACAAUAUAAGAGGAUCACUAAUUUUUAUUUAUCAUGUUUGUGAUAUGCACAACAAUCCUACCUAUCACACGCAAGCCUAAAUUUCGAAAUUGCAGCAAACCGCAAUCCUAUUUAGAGGGUAGUGAUAAAUUGAUUGAUAAAUUGAUAAAUUAAUUUGAUUGAUUGCGCUAUAUGAUAUCAAAUUCUGAUUUCAUUUGGUUGUGUUUACGUACUACGAAUUUUCUGAUUAUUAAUUUAUUGACAAACUGUAAAAUUAAAUACUUGUUUAUUAACAACAACAACAAAAUACAUCAUACUGAGAUUUAAAUUCGCUCUCUUUGAUAAUAGAAACAGUUUUUUGUUUGAUUCUGUAGGACAAACUUUUGCGCACGAUUUUGAAAUGUCUUCUUUAAGUGUUGUGAUUGUAAUUGUUUAUUGGUGGCUUUAACCAACUGGUCAUCACCCGUUCUUUAAGUGUUAAAAAUGGGAGAAAAAGACGAAAGUGCAAAUCAAUUUUAGAUACCACCAGGCAGUUGUGGAAACUAAAUUGAAAUUAGAGCCCCCAGCAAACCAUGUUUGUAAUCCAGUGUUUUUCCAUUAUUUCCGCCGCAUACGCACUUUCGCUUCGACGUUGUACUCGUUGAAUUUUUCGAUAUAUUGAGCUGGUAAAAGAGCAUUAGACUAUUAUUUGUUGAUGUUCGGUUCUGUGGAAUAACGUGCUAGCGAUGGUAUUAGAAGAGUGGUGUAUGAAAGGUGUGCAUAUUUCCUCUGUUUACUUCGUUAAAGUUAUAUGUUAGGGGGAUGUGUUCGAUUAUCGGCACACUUUGGAUUUUGGCUUACAACAUUACUCCAAUCGAACAAUAUAUGGGAAUAAGCAUACCAAUGGAAAGCUAGAGGCCUUAGCUAAUAAUUUAUGAAAGAAUUUAUUUUAUUCUGUCAACUUGAAAAAAAUUAUUAACAAUUUAGUAAAAUGCUAAUUUUUUACCAUUUUGAAAAAUGUUGUCGGUUGUCGGCACCCCAAGAAAAUUGACUAAAAACAGAGAAAUAUUAAUGAUAAUCAUCAAGAUUCAAAAGGAAAAGGAAAUUUAUUCAUUUCAACAGCCAUCAAAGGCAUUAUGAACAGCAUUUUUCAUCACAACCAUAAUAUGUGUAUGUGAAAAACUAGUGCGAAUAUUAGGCACUGCUAAUGCACUGACGGAUUGAAUUCACUGCAAUUGAAUUAGUUUCAGGCAGUUCUCCAUCGCCCCCCCCCCAAGUUGCCUGGUCGUGACAAUCUGGUAUAUACAGUACUACCUAGCGGUAAAAAACGACCAGGUGAGCUUUCUUCAUGUAAAUGUAAAACGCUAAACCGGAAGUCGGCUUCCUGGUUUUCGGAAUGAUGCCAAAGAUCGAUCUCUGGUAUCUAUUGGUAAAGUCCGUUCCAAAAUAUCCAUAUUGAUUAGGUUAUUGAGAGCAUUUGCCACAAAAAAUGGGGACAACCGAAUUUAAUAACCUUUUUGAAAACUGAUUAAAAAAAUUUGUGGCGAACAUUUCGGUGCCAGUCAAUGUUGAAUCACAAAAUAGAAUACAUUCACAUCGAAAAUACUCAAUGCGAAUUCUUUUUUGAUCGAUUUACUUCUUUCUAUAAUUUAAGUACAGUUUCACUUGUUCAAAAAAUAUUUUAAGUUUAGAACAGAAUCUUCGAGUCUGUUUGCUUCAGCAAUCAGCACAAAAAGAUCGUGCUAAUAUAACACACAAAUAAUAUUUAUCAGAAUGUUCAUGUCUGGUUUCUGUCAAAAGCUACAUAGGUGUGCCGACAACCGACCAGUGCCGGCAACCUAACACUUUCCCCUAUACAUUAAUUUCAUUUUAUCAGAAUUAAAGUGGAAUUCGAAAAUGAUUAAAUGCGAUCCUGAAUUGACAUAGGAAAAAAAAGUUGCUACUUCUGAUAUUCGUUUUGUUGAAACGAAAAAAGAAAGGGUUUUGGUCUUUAUAGCUUUGUUUUUUUUAAAUGUUGUUAUAGAGGCUUUAACCUUAAGGUCAUUCGCCUCUUCGGGUUAGAAAAAUCUCUAACCCUAUGUGCGGGGUUGGGACUCGAACCCAGGUGAGCUGCGUGAAAGGCAAUCGACUUACCAAUUACACUAUGCCCGCCCCUCAUAGUUUUGUUAUUUAUGUUUUAAUGAUGCAUGAAGUAGGAAAAAGGCCAUUAAAUUACACCGUUGAUUGAAUACAUAUGAAAAGUUUAAAUAAACCUAGGUAAGCGCUAGAGCUGUAAAAAAAGUUUUCUUACUAUAAGGCCUCAACCGGAUUUUUGAAAUAUUAGCCUGAUUUUGAAAUAUUAGCUACUCCUUUCCAACCGGAACCACAAGUCAUAUGAAAAUAUUGCGAUUUUUACAGCUUCAGCGAAUUAACAAUGUUUCAUUUCAAUGUUUAUUGCCUUGAGCCAAUGUUCAUACUUUUUGAUAUUUUGAUGAAAAAGUAAUCAUUGUGCGGAUUACUAUAAGCUAAGUUUUAAUCAACAAUACUCAGUGCGGUAUGUUUCCUUGACAACCUUUUUAAAUGUUUUAUCGAAAUAAAACAUUGUCAAUUCGCUGAUGUAGUGAAAAUCGCGAUUAUUUCAAGUAACUUGUGCAAGUGAUUCCGGUUGGAAUUUUAAUGAAAGAAACAGCUUAAAUUUCUUAUUUUGCUUAUAUUUUUAAAAUCCGCUUGAGCAGUAAUAUCUAUCUGGGUUAGCACUCGAGGAAAGCCAAUAAUCAAAAUAAGGAAUCGAAUUCCUAUUGUGAUGUCAACAUCAAAUUGAAAUUUUGUUUUCGCUCUGAUGUACUUAUAUACAUUGAGUUUCUUCAAGUUAUUUCUGUUUUUCUUUUAUUGACAUAACAUACAUUAGAAUUCUUAUUUCGUUAUAAUAAAAAAUAUCUACAUUGUAUAGAGUUUUCAAUUUGUUCUUGUUCUGAUAGCAGAGAUAGUUUUCUGUGUGUUGUCACAGGGCAUAUUUUUUGCUCUUGAUUUUGUAUUUUUAACCAUAAACAAAAUGAUAAUAACCUGAGGAAUCAUUACCUGCGAUAUCAAAUAUAAUUUUCAAUUUGAUAUCAUACUUUAGGAACAAUAUCGAGUUAAAUUUUUGAUUGGAUAUGCUCAGGGUUGCGAAUAGAACUAGAAAGUUUGUUUCGUAUGACAAAAAUAGCUUACGCCAUUGACCCUUGUCGUUUCAACCAUAUCUCCAAUUGUGCACAUAGGUAAGCAGCUCAGCUGGGUUUGAUUCCCAAAUCUCGCUCAUAGGGUUAGAAUUUUUCUAACUAGAAGAGAAGCGAAUGACCCAAAGUUCAAAAUCUUUUUUAAAAGAAAUAUGUAGAAAUUCCUAAAAAAAAUAAUCAGCUUGAUUUUUUAACCGUGAUCGACAAAACCGCCUUCAACAUGGUAACUGCAAAACAAACUGCGCAAAACUAAUACAUAUUAUAACGAUUUAGACACUUUUGGAUGCUUUGGAUUAAGGAACCCAUCCACUUUUCAGACCCAAUUGAAAUUUUCCGACCUAAUUCAUCUAACCCUCGAAAAUCUAGAUUCCGUGAGGCUUGAUCCAAUACUAGGUCACGUUUUUGUGGUUUGAAAUAGAAGCUUAGCAGUGUGAGUGUCUACCACGGUACCCUAUAGGAUACAUAUUCUAAAGGAGUGUCAAAAAGAAAGGGAGUUCAAAUAAUACGCAUGUAAAGUAGCCUUGUGUUAAAGUUAAAUCACGACACCUACUUAGUAAUUUUAUAUUUGCAGGUAAAAAUAAUUAAAAGGCAAGCGAAAGAAAAUAAAAUGUACCUCUAAAUUGUUAAAUCUGUUUCUGAAAUUCAAUGCAGAUAAAAUCAUUGUAAGUUGGAGCACCAGUUUGAUUACCAGAACAUUAGUUAAAUGUGUGCUUAAAAAGUCUACAUACGGAAAUCGUAAACAGAUUACAAAAUACUCAGAAAUUAUGAGAGAAAACUAUGUGAUAACUAUAAAUUAACACUUUUAAAGAAUAAAUGGUAGAUGCUCAUUGACCAUACAUUAAUAUCAUUACUGUAUAAAUGUAAAUAUAAAUACGACAGUUCAAAUAAUGUUAAACAUAAUAAUAGAUUUCAUAUGAAUAUUGCAUUUGUACGGUUUGCGGAAGCUUAUAGAAAUACGACAUUCAUUGUUAGUUGUUUGAAUUCCAGUAGAUUUCCAAAUACACAAGACACAAAUAUUUUAA
Molecule: messenger RNA, 12189 nt
Organism: Topomyia yanbarensis
Lineage: Eukaryota; Metazoa; Arthropoda; Insecta; Diptera; Culicidae
Product: 1-phosphatidylinositol 4,5-bisphosphate phosphodiesterase epsilon-1-like
Exons: 15
Coding region: 775-7092 (2105 amino acids)
Biological process (GO): lipid metabolic process; phosphatidylinositol-mediated signaling; small GTPase-mediated signal transduction
Molecular function (GO): guanyl-nucleotide exchange factor activity; phosphatidylinositol-4,5-bisphosphate phospholipase C activity
Source: RefSeq, a predicted model, not a curated record